CGAUCAUAGUUCUACGUAACACGUAAAUAUAUAAAGUACUUUGGUAUUUACAUAGUAUUAACCAGCCAGUAAGCAGUUUGUUAAUACCUUACAAGUACUGUACUGUAAAGAUUAUUUAACACGGAUCAAUUUCGCGUAUUGACUAAUGUUUUAUCGGACGUAAAAACAGCAGAUAUUUUAGAUAAAACAUUGAACAAAAAGUAGGUUAAAGCAAAACAUGCAAGGUUUAUUUCAAGGAUUUUGUAACACGGUUUUCAAAGCGGAACCUUAUAUGUCUUUUUGUGAUAAUGAUGACGAUGGGAAUAAUGUGUUGAUUCGUGGUCAGAUAAAUGGCGAUGAAAGAAUAUCUGAAGUUACUGUUUCGCCUAUCCAAUUUCAAAAUAACAAUGAAGAAUAUAUCCCUCCAGGGACUAAUGUUCGGUGUAAUACCUGGAACGGUAACUCCUCUGAGGAAAGUUUAGACGCUGCAAAGAAACGACACAAACAAGAUUCAAGACAUCGUAAACCCUUUCUGCCACCUUGUGUUGUGUGUGGGGAAACGUCGACAGGAUUCCAUUAUGGCGCAAACACCUGCGAAGCUUGUAAGGGAUUCUUCAGAAGAAAUUUGAUGAAAGACGAAGUGGAGUACAAAUGUAAAUGCACGCCGGAAAUGCAGGAAGCAUGGAAACGAGGUCCAAGAAAAAAUGGAUGCCAAGCAUGCAGAUACAAGAGAUGUCUUGCAGUGGGGAUGUCUAGAAAUGCCAUUAAGCUGGGCAGAUACACUUACAACCACAAAACAAGAAACACCAAGCAGGCGAAGUACAUUGAAUCGUUAAAUAACAACAAGGAAGAGAUACCUACGUUCUCAGAAAAUAGUCCGUCAUCCUCAUCCUCUUCUUCUACACACUCUUCCUCAGCACAUGUUCAGUAUGAUACGUUUUCGCCGGAAAACUUUGGUAUUUCAUUAACAGCGCAUGUAACAGAUAAUUCUAUUGGUCCGUAUGAUUACUGUGAUAGUCCAAUGAAAACUACCAACAGAAAAGCAGCAACCAAAACUCACAUCCUUGCCAUGGGCAUCAGUCAACAGGAAAUAGACACAGAUGUAAGAAUCGUCACUGAGGCACAUCUAGCCAGCGUAAAUCCUGUUGGCACACCAAUAGAAAUCAUCAAGAAAAAACAGGAUGAGUACUUGGAAAGCUACAAAUCCAGGCAGCAAAACGGUGAUCAUCCAGACACUGAUUGUCAAAUGCACCAGGCGGCUAAUUUGUUAACCCUCUUUGAAGAGAAGGUUAUAAAGGCGGUGUCCUUUGCCAAAAAGAUACCAGGGUUUAGGGAUCUGAGGCUUGACGACCAAGCUAGCUUAAUCAAAGCGUCACGUAUUGAAUUGACACUGUUUUGCGCGUACAGAUACCUUCUAACCCACCUAGACUUUGACCGACAGGUAGUAACAAGCCCUUGGGGAGAAGAACUACAUUUAGAUGAACUUAGCCAACUUAUACCUAUAAAUAUUACCAUGAAAAGAUACCAGUAUGCCCAGCGUUUGGAAGAUCUUAAACUUACGAUACAAGAGCUGAGUGUUUUGCGUGCCAUUAUAACCUUAGCUUCAGACCGAUGUCAAUUAAUAGAGCCAGAUAAAGUCGACGCUCUUCAACAGAAAUAUGUCACGUGUUUACAACAUCUGCUCAACAUCCGGCCACGUGGUCCUGGUACCCUGCUGUAUAAAAUAUUCAACUUUAUCACUAACGUUCGCGAGCUGACGGAGGUAGAAGGUGAAUUGUCUAAGAAAUUGUUGUCUGAAUGGCCUACGGUGUCCAAGGAUAAUUUUUAUUUGUUGAAAGAACUGAGUACCUGAUAUACCGCCUUGUACAAGUAAUAAUAUGGUUAACAUCGGUCGAGGGCAAAAUUGCUGCAACUAGUUCCAACUGCGUUAUAUCUCAGAAAUAACACCACUUAGUUGAAGCUGUACAGUUAAGAAAUGACGGUUGCAAAGGGUUCCUUACCUUGUGUUAGUUUCCGAGACAAGUGGUCGCGAUUGAAUUCCUCAUUGGAUAUCGAUUGAAUGCCUCAUAUUAUCUCGAUUGAAUGUUUCAUGGGAUUUCGGGCAUCUCAGUUGAAUGUCUGAGAGGCUGUCGAUUGAAUAUUGAAUGCCAAAAGGUUUUCCAAUUGAAUGCUUCACAGGACUGCGGGGAUAUCAUGUCUCAUGGGAUCUCGACUGAAUGUAUCAAGGAAUUUAAUUUGAAUGCCCCGUGGGAUCUCGAUUGCAUGUAUCACAAGAUCUCAAUUAAAUGCCUCACGUGAUCGCGACUGAAUGCAUCACGAGAUCUCAUUUGAAUGCCCAUGGGUAUCUCGAUUGAAUGCCUCUUUGAUUUCAAACUGCGUUAUUCCGGUUGAUUUUAGACGCAAGUCAAAAACAUUCAAAUUUACUGAAAAAAAAGUCUGCUGUUGAAAAAUAAUAAAACAAACAAUGUUGGGUUCUAUAUGUCAGUUGAUAGACCUACUUAGAAAACAACAGUAAAUAUUAUAUUUCUAAAAUACAGUCAUCAUUAAGAAUGACACUAAUUGCCCUAGCAUCUGCUGCAAGUAACACUAUGGUUUAAAGUUUUCUUGUUUAAUUGUCACAGAAUCAAUUUAAUAUUAGAAAUUAAGUGGCCAAAAAUAUUGAAUUAGUUGUCCGGUCAUGUUAGUUUAGAAUAAUUUUAGUGUUCUCAAAAGUCAGCUAUUGUUGUCAUUCAUUUCGCAUUAAAAGUAUAAGAUGU
Molecule: messenger RNA, 2735 nt
Organism: Mercenaria mercenaria
Lineage: Eukaryota; Metazoa; Mollusca; Bivalvia; Venerida; Veneridae
Product: nuclear receptor subfamily 1 group D member 2-like
Exons: 8
Coding region: 218-1831 (537 amino acids)
Biological process (GO): cell differentiation; hormone-mediated signaling pathway; positive regulation of transcription by RNA polymerase II
Molecular function (GO): RNA polymerase II cis-regulatory region sequence-specific DNA binding; zinc ion binding; nuclear receptor activity
Source: RefSeq, a predicted model, not a curated record